AUGGACGACGAAGCUGAAGCUGCUUUUUUCCAAGCUCAGCAGUCCGAAGCCAUGACCGAAUCGGCCCCCGCCGAGCUGCAGGAGAGCGAUAACUCUGAUUCAGAUGAUUACGACCCAUCGCAGACACUGGGAGAUGACUACGCAAAUGCCGUGUCCGAUGAUAUCCCGACUCAUGAUGCCCUCACUGACGCAACCCCCAUGGAUGAUAACGCUCCCAAUCCCACCGAUACUACAGACCUGGAAGCUUGCCAGACAGGCGACGCUCUUGAUUCUUCCCAGAACCCCUCGCACGUCGACCCCCCUCUACCACCCGGUGAUGCGGCCGAACCUCAGACCACAAUGAUCGGGGGAUUUGAGGUUGACAAUGAUGAGGAUGACAAGGGUGAUGCAGACUAUGAGCCCCCAGCUGUACUUGGAGACGAGAACGCAAAUGAAGAUCCCAGUUCAGGAAAUGCAAUUCAAAACACUUCCCCGGAUGUAUCAUCGCAAGCUGCGCAAGGUCCUAUCAGUGGGCCAGAUCUCAAUAGUUCUUAUUCUCCUGCUCCUGUUCAUAAUAUUGAUCCUUCUUCUGUUUCUGGCCAAGCUCUCUGGGCUGCGCAGGACGCGCAAUCUGCAUACAUGCAGACCAGUGCUGAUCCUAUCCCUGUACCUGAUUCUCCCUCUGCCAAGGGUCGUCUCCCCCAUGACCGUGUCGGGAUCCUUGAAGAUCGCAUCCAAGAGGAUCCCCGAGGUGAUAUCCCCGCGUGGUUGGAGUUAAUUGCCGAGCACAGGAGCCGCAACAGACUGGACAGUGCCCGUGAGACCUAUGAACGCUUUUUGAAAAUCUUCCCUCAAGCGGCUGAUCAAUGGGUGGCAUAUGCUUCCAUGGAAUCCGAACUUAAUGAGCUUUUCCGCCUGGAGCAGCUCUUCAACCGAACUCUUCUGACAAUCCCCAGCGUCAGUCUGUGGGGUGUUUAUCUGGACUACAUCCGUCGCCGUAAUCCUCUAACCACGGACGCCACUGGACAGGCGCGCACCGUCAUCUCUCAGGCAUACGAUCUGGCAUUUCAAUACGUUGGCAUGGACAAGGACAGUGGAAAUAUCUGGACAGACUACGUCGAGUUUAUCCGUUCUGGGCCUGGCACCGUUGGUGGAUCUAGCUGGCAGGAUCAGCAAAAGAUGGAUCUUUUGCGGAAAGCUUACCAGCGGGCCAUUGCCGUUCCAACACAGGUUGUCAAUACUCUCUGGAAGGAGUACGAUCAAUUCGAAAUGGGUCUUAAUAAGCUGACAGGCCGGAGAUUCUUACAGGAGCAGUCGCCGUCUUACAUGACAGCUCGUAGCUCACACACCGAGUUGCAGAAUAUCACUCGCGACCUGAUCCGCACUUCACUUCCCCGGCUACCCCCUGUGCCAGGCUCCGAAGGCGACUUUGAAUUCUCGCAACAGACGGAAAUCUGGAAGCGGUGGAUCGCAUGGGAAAAAGAAGAUCCGCUGGUACUUAAGGAGGACGACCUUCCCGCCUUCAAAGCGCGCGUGAUCUACGUUUACAAGCAAGCGCUCAUGGCAUUGACCUUCCUGCCCGAGAUCUGGUUCGACGCUGCCGAGUUCUGCUUUUCGAAUGAGAUGGAGACCGAGGGCAUCAAUUUCUUGCAACAAGGCAUUGAAGCCAAUCCAGAAAGCUGCCUGUUAACGUUCAAGCGCGCAGACCGCUUGGAAAUGGUGACAGAUGCUGACCAAGACACCACCAAACGAGCAGCCAAAGUCCGGGAGCCCUAUGACAAGCUUCUUGAUACUCUCUACGAGUUAAUAAACAAGGCGCGCGCUCAGGAAUCUCAAGAUGUCGCUCGCAUUGAAGAGUCAUUUGCACCGCAGAAUGCCGAAAGCGACGCACAGAACGGGAACGAUGAAGAGGAGGACCCAGAAACAAAGGAGAGAGAGGCAGCCAAGGCAGCUCAGAUCGAAGCAGUUCGCAAAGCCCACGCCGUCCAGAUCAACAUUCUCUCUAAGACUGUCUCCUUUGCAUGGAUCGCACUUAUGCGUUCUAUGCGUCGCAUUCAGGGCAAAGGCAAGCCUGGAGAGAUGGCUGGCUCUCGGCAAAUCUUUGCGGAAGCCAGAAAGCGUGGUCGGAUCACCAGCGAUGUUUAUAUCGCCAGUGCUCUCAUGGAAUACCAUUGCUACAAAGAUCCCGCUGCCACAAAGAUCUUUGAGAGGGGUGCGAGACUGUUCCCGGACGAUGAGAAUUUUGCACUUGAGUAUCUGAAGCAUCUUCUCGAUAUCAACGAUGUCACCAAUGCCCGAGCUGUUUUUGAAACCACCGUGAGGAAACUGGCCUCGGUCCCUGAGAAUGUUCACAAGGCCAAGCCUAUAUUUUCCUUCUUGCACGGAUAUGAGUCCCGCUACGGCGAUCUCACCCAAGUGAUCAACCUGGAGAAGCGUAUGCGUGAGCUCUACCCCGAGGAUCCUGCUUUGGAACAGUUUGCCCAUCGUUACUCAAUUCCAUCCUUUGAUCCUACGGCCGUGCGCCCCAUUCUGUCGCCAUCUCAGACCCGUCCUAGGACCACUGUUCCUGGUGGCCCCUCGGAAUACCACGGGUCUCCUAUGCCACGGUACACGGAGCCCUCUCUGAAUUCCCCAAAGAGACCUUAUCCUGUUGACGACUUUGAUGAUGACUCCAACCGCCCACGAAAGUUCAUUCGUGCCGAGUCCCCAAUGAAGAGCGCCCAAGCUCGGCGCCUCGACCAAAGCAAGCGAGUGCAGCAGUUGAACGGUCAAAACACCUCAUACAAGGCCCAAGGCUCCCCGGCCCCUCUGCCUCGUGAGGUAGUCAACUUGCUAAGCAUUAUGCCUCCUGCAUCUUCAUACAAUAUUUCCCGUCUUUCUGCCGACAAGAUGAUCGAUCUUCUUCGUCACAUUGACCUGCCCAGCAACAUUGCCCAGCUUCAAAUUCCCCAAAAUACCCGCGGGCCUGGUCAAAACCCGAACGGGGGCUUGAACUACAAUGGUAGGCUGUCCAACCUCUGA
Penicillium antarcticum is the source of this 3000-nucleotide messenger RNA. It is a transcript of the gene rna14, whose product is annotated as cleavage polyadenylation factor subunit RNA14. The record is from RefSeq and is a predicted model, not a curated record. Gene Ontology annotation, biological process: mRNA 3'-end processing. The transcript has 5 exons. Lineage: Eukaryota; Fungi; Ascomycota; Eurotiomycetes; Eurotiales; Aspergillaceae. The coding region runs from base 1 to 3000 and encodes 999 amino acids. Gene Ontology annotation, molecular function: mRNA binding; protein binding. Gene Ontology annotation, cellular component: nucleus.